AUGCAUUAGUAACCAAGACUAUCUCCAGUUUCAUCCAGUCCAUUGCAUCAAAAUUAAAUCAUUACUUGUAACACAUUUAAUUAAUUUUAGAACAAAUAAAUAGAUAAUAAUGUUACUAAUAGACAAUAUCCAAUUCCAAAAUUUCAUAAACUAAAAAUAAAAUUUGUAAAUAUUUGAUUUAAUGUUGUUAGUUUAAGAUUCUUAAUUGUAAUUAAAAGAAAGAGAUAAUCUAAUUAAAUAAUAAUUAUUCUCUAAAGGAUUGAAAUAAUAACAACAAAAUGAUUUAUAAAGUAAAUCAAACAGUAUAUAAAUUUCAUAAACUAAUUAAAAUACUAAUUCAAAUCUAAACUUAUUAUAAUGCACAUCUUAUUUUGAUGAUGCACUUAAAAAUUAGAAAGAAGAAUUCUUAAAAUUAAUUGAACAAUAAAAUAAAUAAAUUGAAAUUCUCCAUUAAUAAUAAUAAAUUAUAUUACAUCAAUAGAGAAUGAAACAACAAGAUUAUGAAACAUAAUUAUGUUAAAUUAAAAAUUAAUUAAAAUAGUAAAUUAAUAGUAAAUGUAAAGAAAUUUUCAAUAAAAUUUAAAAAUAAUAAUAGUCUGAUUUUCAAUUAUUAGAAGCAGAAAUUGCCAAACUUUCUUAAUUAAUUAAUUAAUCCUCAAAUCUAACUAAAAUUAAACUAUCUUCUAGUGGAAAAGAGAAUUAAUUAUAACAACUUUAAGAUAAAUAAAUAUAACAUUUAGAAUAUAAUAAUAAUUCUUUAGUAAACUCUGAUUUAUACAUUAAAAAAUUUAACUUUGAAUCCAUCAAUCAAAAAACAAAUGAUCUUAAAUUACCUGAGCAUAUUAGUGUUUUAUUGAAUUCAAAUAAUUAAUCAAAUAGUGAAAUUUAAGAAAUAGAACUUAUUUAAUCAGAAUUAACUUUAUUUAAUGCUUCAAAUCAAUUAAAAUAAGAUAUUAUAUAAGAAAAUAUGCCAUCUCCAUUAAAAACAAUAAUCACAAAAAGAAAGGAUUAAUAGGGAUUUGAUAAAUAAGAUUCUCCAUUUAAAAAUCUUAAUGAUUAAGAUAUGUUAGAUAGUCUAGAUGAUAUUAUUGUUUAAGAUUCUACAUAAUAAUAAUAAUUAUUAUCAAAUAAAAAUGAAUUCAAUCUUCUUAAAUGUAAAAAAAUUCCUUUAUAUUUUAGCUUAAGGAAUGUCUGUCAUACAAGAAGAUGAAGAUGAUGAUGAAGAAUUAAUCUAUCAAAUUGAUGAAAAUGGAUUUAUUCUCACUUAAGAUGGACAUCCAUUAAUUGAUGAAAAAGGAAAAAGAAUUUAACUUACAAAAUAAGAAAUGUAAUUUUAUAAAGUUUAAACACUUAAUUGA
Molecule: messenger RNA, 1358 nt
Organism: Paramecium pentaurelia
Lineage: Eukaryota; Ciliophora; Oligohymenophorea; Peniculida; Parameciidae
Source: the annotation of a GenBank genome assembly